Molecule: messenger RNA, 3462 nt
Organism: Phytophthora nicotianae INRA-310
Lineage: Eukaryota; Oomycota; Peronosporomycetes; Peronosporales; Peronosporaceae
Exons: 1
Coding region: 116-3289 (1057 amino acids)
Biological process (GO): L-glutamate catabolic process
Cellular component (GO): mitochondrion
Molecular function (GO): L-glutamate dehydrogenase (NAD+) activity
Source: RefSeq, a predicted model, not a curated record
CAAAAAUAUGCUGGGAGCGUGGAGAUAACGUACGUCAGCUUGCAGUUGUCGCGAGCUUGGCUCAUUCCUCAUCCCGCCGCGUCCGCAUCAAGCGUCCUUCUCCCCCUCCUGGCUCAUGCUGCAAGUCUCUCAGUUCCGAGCGCUGCGCCGCGCGUCAGCCACUGCGCCCUCGAAUCGCGCCAAUGCCUUCCAAUUGACUCUAGCCCGUGCCUUCGCGGCGCAAAACGGCGACACGGGCGUCUCCCAGGAGGAACUGCUGCGUGCAUUGGAUAAAUUCCAAAAGAACUCGGCCAGCAAGACCGUUCCCUGGUUCCUAAAGAACAUGCCGCCCUCGUACUUCCGCUCCAUCGACGAGGAAGAUCGUCUACAGCAUCUUAACGCCAUCACGGCGCUCAUGAACGCGCAACAACCGGAAGUGAUGCUGCGUUCCACCGACCACCGCGUGUUCUCGCACUUCCGUUCGGGCGCGAACUUCCCCGGUCGCUUGGCUAACGUGCUCGACCAAUUGCCGCAAACCGUAGACGGCGCGACACUCGCUCGUGUUAAGAUCUUCACGUCCCUGGACGACUCUCUUGGCCUCGACAUCUUCCGCUUCGGCCAACAAGAGCCUUUCCUCAAUAAAACAGAAGACGAGCAGCUCGCUCGAGCGAAUAUCCAACAGUUCUGCGCUGAUAUUCAAGCAGGGAAAUACGCAGGCGACAGUAGCUAUCCGGAACCGGGUCCGCACUUCGAACCGGAGGCCGUGGACACGUUCCUCAAGCAUAGUAACACCAUGUACGUGCAGUACAGCAACCCACGUCGUCUAGCGUGGCAGAUGGAGCUAUUCAGCAACGUCCAAGGCACUGAGGGUGUCGCUGUGGACGUGGAGCACAAGUGGGAGACCCGCAGCGACGAGAACAAGCUCGGUGGCGGCGUCCCGCAGACGAUGCUCACUAUCGCCGCUUCUAAUGUCAUUCCUAAGGGUUUCAUGCAGAAGGCAGCCACAUAUCUCGGUUUGUGCAACCUCAACGUCGUCCGUGCCCACUUGGACGUGGUUAAAGACCCUCAGAACGGCUCAGCACACGUCGCAAUGAUCCGCAUCCUCGUCCAGCCCAGUGAAGAGGCUUUGAAGGACAAUUUCCAGUUCGAAUGGUCCAAAAUCUCGGGCAAUCUCAAGUAUCUCAAGUGGGUGGAUGACCGUCCCGUCCACUUGACGCUGCAGCAUCCGGACCUGGGACUUUCACGCGCUGAACUCAUCUACGCGUACGGCAACAUGUUGCACGGUGUGUUGGCCAAAAAGGACCCGUUCGCGUACUCUUUGACGCGUAUUAUGGAGACUCUGGAGCACAGCCAGAACCUGCCGUUAGCGUGGCGCAUUGCUGACUUCUUCUUGGCGAAAUUCGACCCACAACGGGAGCAUCUAAUGACCGAUGAUGAACAGGACGCAGUGGUCGAAGAGCUCAAGAAAGAAAUCCGUCGUAACGUGGAGCAUGAGGACGCCAUCUUACUGCUUAACAGUAUGGCUGAUGCAGUGCGUGGCACGCUACGUACCAACAAGUUCGUGCGCGAUCGGUACGCCCUGGCGCUACGUAUGGACCCGAAGGUUAUGGGCUACGGGACAGUGGGCAAAGACACUCCGUACGGCGUCUUCUUCAUCUACGGUCGUCGCUUCAAGGGCUUCCACGUGCGUUUCCGUGAUAUUGCUCGUGGUGGACUGCGUAUGGUCUAUCCUAGCUCUACAGACGCUCAUGCAUUGGAGAGUGCUCGUCAGUAUAACGAGGCGUACAACUUGGCAUUCGCUCAGCAACUCAAGAACAAGGAUAUCCCUGAAGGUGGCUCCAAGGCGGUGGUGCUCUGUGACCCCAUUGUGGGGCCUAUUGGCGACGUGGCUCCACGGGACUUUAUCUUGCGUAAGAGCGUCAAGGCCUUCUCGGACGCUUUACUGGAUCUGAACACUACAGACGAGGAGGUGAAGGCCAAGAUUGUCGACUAUUACGGCAAGGACGAGCUCAUCUAUCUGGGUCCGGACGAGAACAUCAUCCCCGGUGACAUUGUCUGGAUGACCAAGCGUGCGGGGUACCGUGGCUACCCGAUCCCGCGUGCGUUUAUCAGCUCGAAACCGGACGCCGGGUUCAACCACAAGGUCUAUGGCGUCACGAGUGAAGGCGUUGCUGUCUUCGCUGACGUCGCGUUGCGUUCGCAGAAUAUCGACCCCAAGAACGAGCCGUUCACGGUCAAGAUCACGGGCGGAACGGACGGCGACGUGGCCGGCAACGUCAUCAAGAUCCUGCACCGUGAGUACGGCGACAACCUCCACAUAGUCGGCAUCUGUGACGGCACAGGUGUGAUCGAAGACCCGCAAGGUCUAAACAUGCAGGAACUGCUGCGUUUGGUGCACGAAUCGCUGCCAUUAUCGAGCUUUGACGAGUCCAAGGUGUCGUCCAAGGGCGUCAAGCACGACAUCAACACGCAAGAAGGUAUUCGCGCGCGUAACUCGAUGCACAACCGGGUGAAGAGCGACCUGUUCAUCCCCGCGGGUGGGCGUCCCAAUACUAUCAACGACAACAACUGGCGCGACUAUCUCGACGCGGACGGGAAGCCGUCGUCCGGUCUGAUUGUGGAAGGAGCCAACCUGUUCAUCACGCCUGAAGCGCGUCAGCUGUUGUUCGAUAACGCCGGCGUUGUUAUCGUUAAGGACAGCUCGGCGAACAAGUGCGGCGUCGUGUGUUCAUCGUAUGAGAUCGUGGCCAGUAUGCUGCUCGAGACGGACGAGUUCUUGGCUGUUAAGGACGAACUGGUGGUCGAAGUGGUGGACAAGCUACGCGCCCUGGCACGCGUGGAGGCUCAGCUGCUGUUCCGUGAGUACAAGAAGGACCCGACGUCGGCUUUGCCGCCGGCCAGUGAACGGAUCAGUCGCGCGAUCACGCGCGUACAUGACGCCGUGUUGGCUCACUUCGACGACGUGUGUCAGGACCAGCAGGUUAUGUUCACGCUUAUCGAGGAGCAUCUGCCGCCCAAACUCCGUGAGUUGGCGCUGGACCGUGUGCAGCAGAACGUGCCGCUAGCCUACAUCCGCUCGAUUGUCGCCUCCAGUUUGGCCAGCAAGAUCGUGUACCGUGAAGGUCUGCAAUUCACGGAGGCGCUUCCGGACUCUAAUCUGGGCAACAUGGCGCUGCAGUAUCUCAAGCAGGAGAAGAAGGUGCAGCAGCUUGUCAAGGAUGUGCGUUCGUCGCAACUACCGCACAAGGACGAUAUUGCAGACUUGUUGGCCCGUGGCGGCGUGCGUGCCGGUCUGGAUACGCCCAACUAAACUGAGAACCAGAUUUGCAUAAAAAAAAAGAUAAGGCGAGAGAAUAGAUAUAUUCUUGAAAACUUAGUCAAGAAGCGUAUUAAUACCAACUAUGUUUAGCGUAAAGUUAGGCUGCCGUGUAGACCCGGGAAGACCAUUAUUUUAAGCCCUCGAGUGGCGAAGAAACAGGAGAA